Molecule: messenger RNA, 1121 nt
Organism: Leguminivora glycinivorella
Lineage: Eukaryota; Metazoa; Arthropoda; Insecta; Lepidoptera; Tortricidae
Exons: 7
Coding region: 159-1121 (320 amino acids)
Biological process (GO): regulation of transcription by RNA polymerase II
Molecular function (GO): RNA polymerase II cis-regulatory region sequence-specific DNA binding; DNA-binding transcription factor activity, RNA polymerase II-specific
Source: RefSeq, a predicted model, not a curated record
AUUUAUCCCCGUAUUAUAAUCUAAUUUGCUCGGAAGUAAGUGUUAAGUGCCUUAUGUCAGUGUAAAGUGACGUGUAAUAUUAGGAAUCGGGUCAUCGACCUUUGUUCGUUUAGCUUUCAAUAAACUUCACCACGCUGCGCAGAUCCGUGAUCAAAGUCAUGAAGAUCAAACUGCCGCGAGACCGUUUCCCGUCCACAUCGUCGACGGACGAGAACGAGAGCGGCGCGGAGUGGGACACGCUGGUGGCGCCGCCCCCGCGGCCCGCGUACAUCCACCACCCACCGCCGCCGCAGGCCGUCGUCGGGGGCGCCGUGCGCAAGCGCCGCGGCAACCUGCCCAAGCACGCCGUCAAGAUACUCAAGAGAUGGCUGUAUGAGCACCGGUACAACGCGUAUCCCAGUGACGCGGAGAAACUGACGCUGAGCCAAGAAGCUAAUUUAACCGUUUUGCAAGUAUGCAAUUGGUUUAUAAACGCCCGCCGGCGCAUUCUCCCCGAGAUGAUCCGGCGCGAAGGUCACGACCCGCUGCACUACACGAUCUCGCGUCGCGGGCGCAAGCAGAGCGCGGGCAUGCUGGCGGCGCCCGGGCACCUGGCGGGCUACGGGCAGGCGGGCCUGGGCUUGAGCAUGGCCGACAUGGCCGGCGGCGUGGCGGCCGCGGCCGGCGUCGUCGUCUGGGACGGCAUUGGGAUUGACGCCAACACUGAGCACAACCGCAGCCACGUGUACGGGGACGGUCUCCUAGUCUACCGGAGCGACGGCGACGAGCUGGUGGAGGAGUACUCCAGCAUCAGCGAGGAGGAGGUCAAGUACGACCCCUCCGUGUGGCAGUCCGUCAUCAGCUGCUCCAGCGAGCGACACGAUGAGAGGGACACCGGCGCAGUAGUAACCGUCUCCACAUCGGAAGAGAUCGACGUGGUUGGCACCUCUAAGCUGGACUCUGGCGGCUGGCACCCACAGCUGGCCCAUCUGCCGCAGCUGCCGCAUCCACUGCGACGCGUGCAGGUGGUGCCGGCUGAGAGAGAGGGAGAUAGCGACAAGUUCAAGUGUCUCUAUCUUCUAGUGGAGACGGCCGUCGCCGUGCGUCAGAGGGAGAAAGAACAAGAGGAACUUAUUGGUUAA